This is a messenger RNA of Pantherophis guttatus, 1661 nucleotides long. It is a transcript of the gene ADM2, whose product is annotated as adrenomedullin 2. NCBI's taxonomy places the organism in Eukaryota, Metazoa, Chordata, Lepidosauria, Squamata, Colubridae. Gene Ontology annotation, molecular function: hormone activity. Gene Ontology annotation, cellular component: extracellular region. The record is from RefSeq and is a predicted model, not a curated record. Gene Ontology annotation, biological process: adenylate cyclase-activating G protein-coupled receptor signaling pathway; positive regulation of heart rate; regulation of systemic arterial blood pressure.
GUGCGACGGCAGAGACGGGCGACUAACCCCCGCGAGAGGGUCCAAGAACGGCGGCUCAAUCCCACCUCGAAUCUGGAAGCUAUCGCGGGGAGUGGACAGCGCGGCCUCCAUCGCCGUUCCCGGGCAUCUCUCCAGAGCCCGUCCCGUCUUCUGCCGCCAUGAAGCGCCAGUCGCCGGCUGGGCAGAGUUGCAUCAGCCGCCGCCUCCUGCCGUUGCUGCUCCUGCUCUUCCUCCACCUGGCCGGCGCCGAACUCGGGUCGUGUUGCCCGCCUGACCCGUCCGGGCGCGAGGCGCUGCUCUCGUUGCCCAGGAAACCUUCGGACUCAAACCACCGUUCUACCUGGCUUCCGAAGAGGCUGCUGAAAAAGAACAGGCUGUUAUGGCUGGCUCAGAAGCAGCCUGGGAUGUCAGACAGCCUGCUCCCCCUCCAAGACCUCCCCAGGCCCAGACUGGACCCCCUGCAGCUUGGCUAUGGUCCUCUGUCUUGGCCUGCACUGAUGCCAGCCCUUCAUCGAAAGCGCCGUGCUGCCCAAUUAAUGCGUGUGGGUUGUGCUUUGGGCACAUGCCAAGUGCAAAAUCUCAGCCACCGCCUUUGGCAGCUGAAGGGCCAGUUGGGACGCCAGGAUUCCUCUCCCAUCAGUCUCCAUAGUCCCCACAGCUAUGGCUGAAAGCAGAGAGUGAUGCCAGGACCAGAAAGGCACCUGUUCCUUGCCCUGAACAUUUCCAGCAGCCCUCCUCCUCGACACCUGCCACGCCCCCCACUGGUCUUCCUGCUGGACCUACAUAUAGGGCAUUCUCCUGGUGGGAGGGUUGGGACAUGGGCCUUGAAAUAAAGUCAAGGUGGGGAGGGGGCUGCUGCUGGAGAGUCUUGAGCAGCAGAAGUCCCAGUUGUCAUCUCUCAGGAGGUGCACUGAGGGCGGCUGUACAAUUGCCUUGCUUCAUCCUUCAUACUGGCAAGAGGGAGAUGAAGGUUUAUCAAUAGAUGGGAUCAAUAAAUUUAAUAAAUAAAUAAUACCAUAUUAACACUGGUAGCGUCAUAGGAGAACCAGCUUUGGCUUUCAGUGAAUCUCUUCGCUGCACGCAUUCUCAAAACUAAUAAAAUGAUCUAAGCAUGGAUUUUAUCUCUGCGUGCACCACCUCAAAGCUUGGGGCUGUAAGAGAGGAUGAACCAUGUCAAAAAGGAGGCAUCCCUCCCCCUCGGAAUGGCUCAUACGGGGGUGCUGCUACUAUUGCCUAGGUAACGUGUGAGUGUGCAGCUGUGCAAGUGUGCUCUGUGAGAAAGUGAGACUGGCUGGCUUGCAAGGGAGGGUGUGCACCUCCUCAGCCCCUUCUCUCUGGCUUUGGUGCCUCACUUGAAUUCAUCAGGCUCCCCCCCUCCCCCCUCCCCUAGUAUGGAUGAGGGUUAAUGCAAGAUGUGUUUCAAACCCAGAGCUGGUCCUUGGGUCACCCAGUAUGCAGCUUUUUCUCCCAACUGUCAUGUGAAGGUAGAAUUGUGUGGAACUGCCCCAUCUGCUUCAGAUAGUAAUCUGAUUAGUGACAGGAAUCCAGUGCAGAUGAUUGUCUCUUCUAGGCACCAAAAAGCAACUGCGGGCAGUUUUCCAUAACAAAUCCUGCCUCGGGAAAAGUGGAAUGUUGAAUCUUAAUAAAAGAUGUGAAGAUAA